CUUCGCCGGGGACCGGUUUUUGGAUCGCGCACCACGUUACAAGCCGCAGGGACGCGGUAGACUUGACGGGCUUCCGGGUCUCGUCCAGAGGUGGCGACGCUUUGCAGACGUCCUCGGGCACGAGGAGAAACUCUCCACUGGACCACUGCCUCAAGUUCUUCCUUCUUGCAGAGCGCUGUUCAUCCUGUGUAAGAUGGGUGUGAAGAAGAAAAGAGAAAUGCAGGUUGCUGCGCUGACUGUCUGUCAUCAGGACAUGGAAACUUUGAGAUCUUUUGCUGAUAUGGAAGGGAAAAAUCUAGCCUCUUUGCUGUUACAUUGUGUACAGCUCACAGAUGGAGUGUCACAAAUCCACUCUAUUAAACAGAUUGUGCCUCUCUUGGAGAAGGUCGAUAAAAACGGUGUGUGCGAUCCUGCUAUUCAGAGUUGUUUGGAUAUUCUAGCAGGCAUUUAUUUUUCCUUGACUCUGAAGAACCCCUUGAAGAAAGUUUUGGCCAGCUCACUCAAUGGCCUACCUGAGGUUUUUCUAACUCAGGCAACACACAGUUUUACUUUUCAUCUUCAAGAAGAAUUAGAUACUGCUGACUUAUAUUCUUAUAGAAAAGUAAUGGAUAACAUAUCUUCCUGCAUGGAGAACUUUAACCUGGGUAGAGCAAGUGUGGUUAAUCUGCUUAAAGAUGUGCUUCAUUUUCUGCAGAAGAGUUUAAUUGAAAUCCUGGAAGAAAACAGGAAGUUUGCUGGAAAUCGUAUUGUUCAAACACAGUUAAUGAGUGACUUGCUGGUAGGUGUUAGAGUUGCCAUGACAUUGGUACAGAAAGUACAGGGGCCCCAGGGCAGCCUCUGGAAUGACUCCAGCUCACCCAUCUGGCAGAGUAUGUGUGGCUUGCUGAGCAUCUUCACCAAGUUCUUAAAUGACGAUGACCUACUGCAGACUGUUGAGAGUACAUCUGGAUUAGCUGUUAUUCUUUUCAUUAAGACCAUGUUCCGGCCAUCUGAAAAGCUUCCUGGAUUGAUCAGCAGCUUGCUUCUCCGGUCUGCUGAGUGCACUAGCAUCCCUGAGUGGCUCAUGAAUAGCUGUAGGAGCCUUUGCUGUACUGAUGUGCCAGCCUCAACUCUCUUAUUCCUGUGUCAGGGAACACUUGCUAUGCUGGACUGGCAGGAUGGGAGCAUGGGCCCCAGCGGGGAGGCUUUGCUCUUGGAUAUAGUGCAUGUUUUGUUCACCUUGAGUUCACAGAUUAAGGAGUCCACAUUAGAUAUGUUCCUGUCUAGAAUCCUGGCAUCUUGGACCAGUUCAGCCAUACAGAUCCUUGAAUCAGGCUCCUCAGGCUUAAAGGGUCAUCUGAACGGGGACUCAUGCGUACCUAGGAGACUUCUGGAGUAUGUCUACACACACUGGGAGCACCCGUUAGACGCUCUGAGACAUCAAACCAAAGUCAUGUUCAGGAAUCUCUUGCAAAUGCACCGGCUCACUAUGGAAGGGGCAGAUUUGGCCACUGACCCCUUCUGUCUGGAGUUGACUAAGAGUCUUCUGCAGCUGGAAUGGCACAUUAAAGGGAAGUACGCUUGCCUUGGCUGUUUGGUGGAGACUCUUGGAAUUGAACAUAUUUUGGCAAUAGAUAAAACCAUUCCAUCUCAAAUUCUAGAGGUGAUGGGAGACCAGUCAUUGGUACCUUAUGCAAGUGACCUCUUGGAAACCAUGUUUAAAAAUCAUAAGAGCCAUUUGAAGUCCCAAACUGUCACCAAUACCUGGAUGGACAAGUGGCAUGAGACUUGGGUUUUCCCUGUCCUUUCUGUACUGUGUGGAGGAAACUUGGAUCAGAGAUCUUAUGUGAUUGAUUAUUACCUGCCACGGAUACUGAAUUACAGCCCCGAGAGCCUGCACUACAUGGUGCACAUUCUUCAGGCAUCUACUGAUACUGGAACUGGGUCUUGUAAUCACAGAGGAGCUCUGGGAGCUUUGAUGGCGUGUCUCCGAACAGCUAGAGCUCAUGGACAUCUUCAGUCUGCAACUCAGGCCUGGGAGAACCUUGUGUGCAGUGCAAGGGUAAAGCAAGGCUUAAUUCACCAACACUGCCAAGUGCGGAUAGAUACACUAGGCUUGCUUUGUGAAAGUAAUCGGAGUACAGAAGUGGUCUCUACAGAAGAAAUGCAGUGGGUUCAGUUUUUUAUCACUUACAACCUCAACAGCCAGUCUCCAGGGGUGCGCCAGCAGAUUUGCUCACUCCUUAAAAAGUUGUUUUGCAGGAUACAAGAAAGUUCACAGGUACUUUAUAAAUUGGAACAGAGAAAAUCUACACCUGACUCAGAGAACGGGUCCAUCAGAGAGCAGCCUUCUGUCACUUUACAGCAGUAUAAGAAUUUCAUGUCGUCUGUUUGCAACAUUCUCUUUGAAGCAUUGUUUCCUGGGUCUUCCUACUCGACUAGAUUUUCAGCUUUAACUAUCUUAGGAUCAGUAGCUGAAGUGUUUCCUGAUCCAGAAGGUAACAUCCAAACAGUGUAUCAGCUGAGUCAUGAUAUUGAUGCUGGCCGUUACCAAAUACUUAUGGAGUGUUUCACUAGUACUUUUGAAGAAGUGAAAACCUUAGCAUUUGAUCUUCUGAUGAAGCUGUCGUCAGUAACAGCUGGACAGUUCCAGGAUUCUGAGAAGCUGCAAGACCUGUUCCAGGCAGCGCUGGAACUCAGCACUAGCACCAAGCCUUAUGAUUGUGUGACAGCCUCCUACCUGCUGAACUUGCUGAUACGGCAGGAUGCUCUGCCAGCCGUCCUGUCUGCCUCUUCCCCACAGCAGCUCACACGUGGAGCAGGAGAGACGUCUGCUGUGCUGGAAAGGAACACAUUAGUGGUUAUUAAAUGCUUGAUGGAAAACCUUGAGGAUGAAAUAUCUCAAGCUGAGAACUCUCUGCUUCAGGCUGCGUCUUCAUUUCCAAUGUAUGGGAGAGUCCACUGUAUAACAAGAGCUUUUCAGAGGUUGCCUCUAAAUGACCUGCGGCUGGCGAGCGAGUGGAGGCCGCUGCUGGGGAGGCUUCUGCUGCUGUCCUACAGGCUUUCCACUGUGGUGGCCCCUGUCAUCCAGAGCUCCUCUCCUGAAGGCCUCAUCCCUGUGGACACUGACUCAGCGUCAGCAAGCCGCUUGCAGCUCAUUCUCAAUGAGAUCCAGCCACGGGAUACUAACGAUUACUUCAACCACACCAAAAUACUGAAAGAAUGUGAUAGCUUUGAUUUGGAGGACUUGAGUACCAGUGUCUCAAAUAUUGAUAGUUCUGCAGAAGUUAAAGGUAAAGAAGAAAAAGCGUGUGACGUAACUGCUCAGAUGGUCCUCGCGUGCUGCUGGAGGAGCAUGAAGGAAGUGGCUUUGCUUCUCGGCACGCUCUGCCAGCUUCUCCCUGUGCAGCCUGGGCCAGAAUCUUCUAAUGUGUUCCUAACAGUGCAGCAGGUUAAAGAAAUAGGAGAUUACUUUAAACAACACCUUUUGCAGUCCAGACACAGAGGAGCAUUUGAACUGGCUUAUACUGGUUUUGUGAAACUCACUGAAAUAUUGAACAGGUGCUCUAAUGUGAGUCUGCAAAAGCUGCCAGAGCAGUGGCUGCGGAGCGUUCUGGAGGAAAUUAAAGGCAGUGAUCCCUCAUCCAAACUUUGUGCUACAAGGCGCAGUGCUGGGAUUCCCUUCUACAUACAGGCAUUGUUGGCAUCUGAACCAAAGAAGAGUAGAAUGGACUUGCUGAAAAUAACAAUGAGGGAGCUGAUCUCCUUGGCUUUGUCUGCAGAUGACUCAAAGGGCAGAGUCCCUCAGGUUCAUGCUUUAAACAUUCUCCGAGCCUUGUUCAGAGACACCCGUCUGGGAGAAAACAUUAUCCCCUAUGUUGCUGGUGGAGCUAAGGCUGCAAUUCUGGGCUUUACAUCCCCUGUCUGGGCAGUGAGAAAUUCAUCCACACUUCUCUUUAGUUCCUUGAUCACAAGAGUUUUUGGCGUUAAGAGAGGAAAGGAUGAAGUUUCCAAAACAAAUAGAAUGACAGGAAGAGAGUUUUUCUCUCGUUUCCCAGAACUGUACCCAUUUCUUCUCAAACAGUUGGAAACUGUGGCCAGUACAGUAGACAGUGAACUGGGAGAGCCUGAUCGCCACCCUGGCAUGUUCCUCUUACUCCUGGUGUUGGAGAGACUGUACCCAUCGCCGAUGGACGGCACAUCAUCUGCGCUCAGCUUGGCCCCUUUUGUUCCUUUCAUUAUCAGGUGUGGUCGCUCACCUAUUUACCGCUCCCGGGAAAUGGCAGCUCGUGCGUUGGUCCCCUUCAUUAUGAUAGACCAAAUACCGAGUACCCUCUGUGCUCUACUGAACUCACUCCCCAACAGCACUGACCAGUGUUUCCGACAAAACCACAUUCAUGGGACACUUCUGCAACUAUAUACCUCUCAAAUAUUACUUCUUGCACCUCAAGUAUGAACAUACACUGAUUUGGCAGAUUAUCCUGUGCACUAAACUCUGCAACAUGCUUUUUCAUCAAGUAUUCCUAUAGAACAUUCUGGUCAUUCCGUACCCAACGUUGUGACAGUUUGAAUGAGAAAUGUUACCCAGAGUCUCAGGUAUUCAAAUGCCUGCUCCUCAGUUGGUGGCACUGUUUGGGAAGGUUGACUCACACCAUUUCCAGUUUACCCUCUCUGCUUCCCACUUGUGGUUCAAGAUAUAAAUCGUCAACGUCUGUUCCUGCCUUCUGAUGCCUUCAUUUUGCCAUCAAGGACUCUUAACUCUCUGGAACCAUCAGCUCACAUAAACUCUUCUAGUCAUUGCCUUGGUCAUAGUAUUUUAUCAAAGCAAUAGAAAACCAAGCCUUCAGGCUGGCUUUUGUUUUAACUAAAUACGGGAUUUUAUUGUUCUUUUUACUUAAGAAUAAGAAUGAGAACUAAUUGGAACUGUCCUAUUAAAAAAGACCCAGUAACCUGGUAAUGGGUAGUGUUGGUAAGAUCCGCUGAUCACAUGGCUGUGGGGAUAUUCACCUUGGAUGGAUGGGAACGGAUUUAGAUUCCAUAUCAUGCUGCUUGAUUAGAAGCAGAAUGAGAGUUGGCCCUGAGCUCCCAGGACAUACUGUAAACCUGAAGUCUACACUACUGCCAUGGGGGACUGUGUGAAAUGGUUCACAGUGUGCAAUUCCAGAGAUGGACUGCCUGGUUCUGUAUCAGAUAUGCACCCUGACCCAUGAUAUAAACAAACAUAUGCCCGAAGGUGAAACGUAAGGUAGAUCUGUGGUUUCGUCUUCAUGGCUUGGUUGUUUAUAUAUUCAGUAAAGAUUUAUUGAAUACCUACUAUAUGCUAUUGUGUCAUCGUCAGAACAGUAAGUCUGACAACAUCAAGACCAGAAAGUAGACAGUCCCAAUGGAGCGUGCUAGGUGACGGGUGACACAUGGCAGGGCCAUCAGUUUAAAGUGGAGAAAUCAGGGCCAGCACCACAGGGCAGGUAGCAGUUAACAGAGGCUGACAGUAGUUAAUCAGGCAUGGGGAAGGAGUUUCUUAGGCAGAGAACAUGGUAGUAUAAGGUGGAGGGGAAGGUGCCAGCCUGGGAACAGGAAGUUGUGGGUCAGACCAAAGUGCCACCUCAGUGGUUCUCAGCACUUUACCCACUUGAAAUUAAUGAGGGUACCGAGCAGGCUUUACCUUUCAGUAUUUACUUAGACAGUAGAAAUGAGAGAAUAUCAAGACAUAAGAACCCAAAGCCAUACUCCUUUAUCACCGGGGAAGACAUUCUCACAAUCCUUAAACGCAAUAAGCUUAACUGCACAUGAUGAAGGAAAAGUAAAGGAAGCCACCAUCUUAGCAUCAUUUUAAAGUAGCUUGAUCCCAUGGGGCUCCUAAAAAGACACACACCCACCCGCCGCCGGCUCUCAGUUCAGAACUGAGUGGGCCUCAGAUCCUUUGUGCUUUACAGCUUUCUGUAAUUGCUUUUGUUGGGAGGCGAGAAGUGUUGGAGUUCAGAGAUGUACUCCCAGGCACCUAGGUGGCCGUCAGAGGGCAGCCCCAGAGGUCAGUCCUCACCUUCUUCCUUGUUUGAGAGGCUCUCUGCUCUGUACACCAGGGUGCUGGCCUGCAAGCUUUCAGGGGUUCUUCCCUUCGGGUUGUACCUCCGGAUUUUUACCUUUGGACUGGGUAUUCAUUUUAGGUCCUCAUCUUGUAUGGCAAGUAUUUUACCCACAGUACCAUAUCUCCCAUCUCAUGUGGUUCUUAUUAUAAAGCCUUAAGCAUUUAGAGCCUUUGGGUCCUCUCUUCAUUCCUAUGUUAAAGAGAAGAAGCACAGGUUAUCCUAGCCUUGGAAACAGGCCAUAAAGGCCCAAAGAUCAUCAUUGGUUUAAAUAAAACAAGUUAGGUUUCUUUCUGUCGGUCUAUCUGCCUUUCUUUCUUGCUUUCUUUUUUUCAUUUUGUUUCUUUUCUUUCUUUUUCUUUUUCUUCCUUCCUUCCUUCCUUGCUUUCUUGCUUUCUUUUUUGUAACAAAAAACAAUCUCAUAGCAUUUAUUGUCUCCUGAUAAUAACACAAGGACUUCUAAAAAAUAUUAAUAAAUCUUUCAGACUGUGCUAGCAGAAAACACCUUUAAAACCACUGUACUGCUUUCUCAAUUUCUCCCAUGCUUGACCAUUUCUAGUUGGAAACACUUUCUUCUAUAUCAUUUAGUACAAGGUUCAUGUACUCGUCAAAGCCAGUAGCACAACCCUCUGUCAGCACACUGACUUGCGCACAGAGCCACACCUGAAUCAAAGACCUAUUUUGCAACUUUCUGAAGAUCAGGUUGAUGGGGCCGUACUGCCACCUUCUGUACCUCAUGGCCCUGGUCAAGAUACACUGGUGGGAGUCACAGGGACCACCACAAGAGUAGAAAGGUUGCCUCAGAAAUCCCAAGUCAGAGCUGUUGGCCCCCAACUCUGCUGCUGUUUCAAAGGAAACAGACUAGUGACAAGGAAAAGAGCAAAACUGAGUCUUGAAAAUGUACACUGUGGGAGUUAGAGUGCCCACAACAUGAAAGGUUACAGCCAUGCUGCUGGCUGGGUUCUUUCAGCAGUGUAGGUAAGUGGGGCCAUUCCUUCCUUUCUCCGCUUGUGCUGGUGGGCCGCUUAGGUGCCUCCUCCAUGGCGGGCCCUGGCUGUUGCACCAAAGUGCAAGAAAGGCUUACUGGGGGAGGGAGUCACAGUGUGGGGGCUGGGUGUUCACUGUGUGGUUGGACAGACCUUGUAGUUCCUAAGGCUACUUCACCUGGUGGGAAAGGAGUCAAAGGUGCUCGGGUCCUUGGGUCUGCAGUGCUGUCAGUGAGCAUCUAAAGGGUGGAGACAGGCAGGGAGGAGUCUUCCUUGGUAGAUUCUUUACAGAGAGCUGCCUUUGAAGCCAGCAAAUACUUGCCUUUGGAAAAGAGAUGCUAAGAGCCUGAAAGGAGUGAUACUCUCCACGGGACCUUCAGAGCCAGCUAAGUAAACACAAAACUCUUCGGUUUUCGAGAGCAGGAAAUCAUUUUGUAAUCAGAAAACAAAUUCUUUCAGAGAAUAUUUUCUUGAAUUAUACAUUGACUUCUUUGAAGAUGUUUACAUAAACAUAUCACACCCCAGAGUGUUUCUUCAGUAUACCUUAAAGACAAAAAUGUGCUGACCCUUGAGUUUCUGGCUCUGGGAAAGAUUCAAAUUAUAGGGUGUGCAUAACUGGGACUUGUGAGUUCCUUUCCUGAUCAUCCAGAGCCAGAGGCUCAGCGUGACAGUGCUGAGGUGGGUGGAAGUGAUGCAUGCUGGGAAGGUGAGAUAUAGUUCAGCAGGUUCUGAAGAGCCCAAGGUAACCACAGGAAGUCUCAGUGGAGGCAGCAGAGCCAUGGAGCUUACAGUGAUCACUCAGAGCAACACUGGCAGGUCCACCCCUCUGUGAAGUAGAGUGAACUGUUUUACUGCCACAGCUCUUCAUGUUAGGAACUUAAUGUUAUUACUAGGUCACUUGCCCCUCCUAAGAGCUGGCAGUGCCAUUCAGAAAGUUCUCUUGUUGAGACCAAGUUUGGCCAACAACUCCAAGGAAAGCUUUGUUCUGAUUCUUACGUAUUUAACUAACAUUUUGAUAUUUCAUAAAGAAGUGUACAGCAUCUGAGGGGAGAGUUUGAAUUUUGGGUUUGUUCAUCCACCACGUCUUUUACUCAAGUUUCUGAUGGUAUAAUAUCAAAUAUAAAAGGUAAAAGAAAGCUUGUUCAUAAAGCUCGCAGUUAGAUGGAGCUUGUUGGGCGUGAGAAAACCAUUUGUGUAUUUAUUUGAAUGGUCUAGACAAGUUUUGUCUUCAAUCUAAACAAUCACUCUGGUGCCACCGCACCUCGGUGUGAGAGACAAGCAAGCUGCGCUUCCCUAGUAAUUGACAUCAACUUUGCUUUUCUGUUCAGUUCUUUUUUUCUCCCCGAUUUGGAGACUUGAUUUCUCCAUCUUGAGAAUUCUGAGUUCUAAGAGAAAGGGAAAGAGAGAGAGAUGUCUUUCCUAUCCAUGGAGCUCAGAGGCGGGGCUGCCUGCUUGUACAGUACAGUGUAUUAACCAUACAUAGAUGACUUUGGAUGGCCUAGGACGUCAGCCUAGUUUACCAUGGAAGUAAAGGUAACCUUUGAUUUUAUUCAUGCUCAAGCAUUCAAGCCUGCAAAGUAGCAAGACUAGAGCCCUUCAGUCAUCCACUCCCUUCCCAGUCAAAGGGAGAGGUGUACUUCACUCUAAAGCCCAUGGCUCUUUUUAUAAUGUGCUUCCUCCCUGCAGUUGACAAGAGUAACAGCUUUCAUGACUAGGGUAGUUAAGCCAAGAGUCCAUCUCUUUUCUUAUGUUACCUGUUACUGGUUGAUUGGUCUCCUUACAUUGAGCGUGUUGUAAUUGGUCAACAUUGGAACAGAGUCCGCCAGCGUUAGAGAUUGUGUGGAUCGUUACUAAAGGUCAGGGACUAACAUGGAAAAGACUCAUCGGACCUUCCCUGCCUCCACUCCUCUCUCUCCCCCUUCUCUUUGUUUUUCUGCAUAAGUCUCCUUGCUGGAACACCAGGGUUUUCUCCAACUGCUCAGUCACAGUGCUCACACCCUCUCUUCCUGAGCCUUGGACUUGAGCAGUUCUGGAUCUAGGAAGUGGUGAGGCUGCAAGGACAUGGUGACGACUGAGUUUAACUCAGCAAACACAGUGUGCCUGCCCUGCUCUAGAGGUGCUGGAAGUCAGGGGAGUAGUUUGCCCCGUGGGGUUUUUUCUCCCAAUGUUGAGGGGCUGGGGUUUGAGGUCCAAAGCACACUAAGCUCUCUGUGGGCAGGGGCAGCGGGGUGAGUAAAGCUGGGGUGAAAAACAGACAGCCAGAUGACUGUGGACUUGAAAGAAGAAAAAAAUGAGGUGGUCUCUGCUUGAGUCAGGAUCUCGCAAAGAUGGGAGCAGCGGAGUGGGACUGGGUCAUCAAGAACAGCUUGAGAACUGAAGGCACAGGGUGAUCGCGAAUGGCUCUCUAGAAAAGGAAAGCAGAAACCUAGGGAGCAGUAAAGGUGAACCAGUUUGCCUAAGUGUGUAACGCAGCUGCUGGUCAGGGGCUGGGACCAGACACCAUCCUUCAUUGCUUUCCCUAGACCCCGGCAAUAGAAGGAAGGAAAAAGUCCAGGAGACAGACAGCUUUGCCCGAGUACUUACAAUUAAAUAUAAUUUAAGAGUUAUUUCCAUCUUUUAAAAGCAUGCGCAUUGUAGUCAUUCUUUGCUUUAAGAAUUUUAAUAUAUUUUCUUAUUUCCAUAUUUCUCAACAGUACAAAAUUGUGAAAUAUAAAAUGUUCAAGUUGUCCAGAAAUGGCACAGUACUUGACAGGUCCUGUUUGAUGAUCUGUGUUCGUUGUUGAUGAUUUUAUGCUCAGAAAGUACAAUUUCAGACGGAAAAACAAAAGCCUGAAGUGAUGGUGACUUCAAAGCUGAGUGGAUUACUUGUCUGUGUGGUUUGUUUCCAGACCGACUCAGACAUUACUGGAAACACUCUUAUUUGUGACUGGUAGUCAGGUUUGCUCUUCCCUCUUGUGGACCUGUGGUCCCUGGAAAGGAGAAUCUGCAUCUGACAAAGUUGCUCCCCAGUCUGGGAAGGGCUGUGGCCAAGUUUCUCCCAUGGUGUGAUUGUAAUGUGUCAACAUCUCUGCAGAGCCUGCAGUUCUCAGACAGCAGGAGUAUGGCAGGGAGAGCUGGAGACUGCGGGCAGGCACCAAGCUGGGAGGAGAGGCAUCUCUGUUAACGCAGGGGCAGCAGAGCAGUGACUUACUAUUGCCUUGAUAUGAACAGCACUGGGGGGGGGGGGGGGGGGCACUGGGCUCUUCUUAAAAGUUAAAGAAAGACCUAGACCUUGUUAAAAUGUACGUUGGCAAUAUAUAUUCACUUUUAAUUAAAAUCCUACUUCCAGGGAUAAAUUAAUCCUUUCCUUAUAAACAUUCAAAAGCUUUUGUUUGGUGUGUGUUACUUAGAGAACCUCUCCAAGUGUUGGCUCCAGAGCACAGGCUGCCAUACAUGAUUACUGUUGCCCAGCAUGCCCUCCCAUGGCUUUGCAGUGUUCUGAAAGAAGGCUGGCUAAGUCAGGGCUAUGUUGAACUUACAGAAGAGUCACUUCAUGUUUCUCCAGGGGUGAGAAUGGGGCCAGGAAUGGUGAAAAGUAAGGAGUAGGCCUCUAUUCCCCCUGGCUGCUGAGUAGGAUACAGCUAUUGAAUGACCUACCAAUUAUUGUGUAACUACAGAGGUCCUUCUGGAAGGUUAUGUUAUUCCUGGCCUACUGAUAAGAAGAAAAAAAAUGAGACUGAGAGAGUUUGAGAUAUUCCUAAAGUUAUACAAAUUAUAAAUGGUGGCAAAUAGAUCAGGGUUUUACUUCUAGGCUCAUGUGAAGCUUUUGAGCUGUGCUCUUAACUUACAGUCUGAGACUGUAUGUACUAUGCUGUAUACACUGUACUCCAGUGUGUGAGUGUGUGUGUGUGUGUGUGUGUGUGUGUGUGUGUUUGCCACUGUUAUACUGUACUAUAGAAUACUACUUCUGUGAAUGAGGAAAAGAAAGUUCUCAGAAAAACCAGUCACUGUGGGGACUUCAGGGUCCCACUAGGGAAACUGGCAUUGUUGGGUUAUUCAAGCACUAUUGAUUAGUGCCAGCUUUGUGUUAAGUUGACACAUCAAAGAAAAGAGAGAUCCUUGCUCAGGAGCAUUAACUCUCGGGGAUGGGGGUGUAGCUGAGUUGGCAGAGUGCUUUCCUAGCAUGCUCAGAGCACUGAAUAUCUCAGCACAUGGAAGCUAGAGACAGGAGGAUAAGUUCAGGGUCAUCUUAGCUACAUAGUGAGUUCAAAGCUAACGUGGGCUACAUGUGACCCUGUCUCAAAAUCCAACAAAAACAAAAAGAUCAGCUUUCAUGGAGCUAAUAUUCUUAUAGCAGGGCAGUAGUGGGGGAAGUAAAAUAAUAGAUAAUAGCAUACUACUAUAACUUACAGUCCAUAAUGUAGGUGAAUUAUGUAUGUUCUUGGAAGCUACUAAUUGCUUUGGCCCUAAAGAUCAGACAGAAUAGAGGAGUCAGAGUAAUGGGAGCAAAUAGUGAAGGGUCAGAAUAGUCACUGUUGGAGGGAUAGUGUUUGAAACUGGAGGGGGUCUAGAAAGUGAAUAUGUUUUCUUCUCAAAUUGCACGGGUCACAUAGGUUUGUAAGCAGGUAUGCCAGAUAUGUGUCAGAAACUAUCUUUUCCAUAGACAAGGACCAACAAAGUGGACUUAAUGGAUGAACAAGACUAGAAAGGACGCCCUAUUUUAGAAGCACCUAAAAUGAAUUCCCUCUGGGAUCAGAGUCAGGCUUGUCUCGGAUCCGGAAAAGAACAGUGACUGUUGUACCACUUCCUCUGUCCUCCUGCGAGGCCUUUCACGUGCUGCCUGUACCUGGGCUUGUGAGGUAGAUGGAGAGUGAAGUGGGGAAUAGCUCUGCUUUUACUUAGUGAAUUUUUAUUGAGUAGUUUUUAAGUAUAAACCGUUGUGCUAGGUACCAUGGAAAAUACAAAGAAAAGUUUAUUUAUAACAUGGCCCCCACCCUCAAGAAGCUGUGAUCUUCCCUGAAAAAGAAGCUGUCAACUUUGCAAGCUACACAGCAGAAGUUAUGUGGCAGCAUAUGAUAUGUGCCAAAGGAAUGCCAUAGUCACCAUCUGAGGUGAGGCGGGAUGGGUUGGAGUGAGGGCGAAGACGUCAGAAACUUUGGGGCUUAGGGUAAACCAGCGUAAGACACCAUUUGCAUGGGGACCAUGUGCUUGGCCUCGAGGAGAUGAAGAUAGGAGGGAAGGUAUUUGUCAGCAUGUGAAACACUAAAAAUGAUACAAGCCUUUGAGCUUAAAAAAAAAAAAAAAAAAAAGCUGUUUUAAGCCAGGUGUGGUGGUGCACGCCUUUAAUCCCAGCACUUGGGAGGCAGAGGCAGGCGAUUUCUGAGUUCGAGGCCAGCCUGGUCUACAGAGUGAGUUCCAGGACAGCCAGGGCUACACAGAGAAACCCUGUCUCGAAAAACCAAAGAGAGAGAGAGAGAGAGAGAGAGAGAGAGAGCGAGAGAGCGCUGUUUUAGGAAAAUUAAUGUACAUUGAAACAACAGUAGAUCAUGUGAUGCUUCCUACUAGCCUGCUGAGAGUGCACCUGAGAGUGUGUCAGUUCUGAGAGUGCACCUGAGAGUGAGUCAGUUGUGAGAGUGCACCUGAGAGUGUGUCAGUUCUGAGAGUGCACCUGAGAGUGUGUCAGUUGUGAGAGUGCACCUGAGAGUGUGUCAGUUCUGAGAGUGCACCUGAGAGUGUGUCAGUUGUGAGAGUGCACCUGAGAGUGAGUCAGUUGUGAGAGUGCACCUGAGAGUGUGUCAGUUCUGAGAGUGCACCUGAGAGUGUGUCAGUUGUGAGAGUGCACCUGAGAGUGUGUCAGUUCUGAGAGUGCACCUGAGAGUGUGUCAGUUCUGAGAGUGCACCUGAGAGUGUGUCAGUUCUGAGAGUGCACCUGAGAGUGUGUCAGUUCUGAGAGUGCACCUGAGAGUGUGUCAGUUCUGAGAGUGCACCUGAGAGUGUGUCAGUUGUGAGAGUGCACCUGAGAGUGAGUCAGUUGUGAGAGUGCACCUGAGAGUGUGUCAGUUGUGAGAGUGCACCUGAGAGUGUGUCAGUUCUGAGAGUGCACCUGAGAGUGAGUCAGUUGUGAGAGUGCACCUGAGAGUGUGUCAGUUCUGAGAGUGCACCUGAGAGUGUGUCAGUUGUGAGAGUGCACCUGAGAGUGAGUCAGUUGUGAGAGUGCAUCUGAGAGUGUGUCAGUUGUGAGAGUGCACCUGAGAGUGAGUCAGUUGUGAGAGUGCACCUGAGAGUGUGUCAGUUGUGAGAGUGCACCUGAGAGUGAGUCAGUUCUGAGAGUGCACCUGAGAGUGAGUCAGUUCUGAGAGUGCACCUGAGAGUGUGUCAGUUCUGAGAGUGCACCUGAGAGUGAGUCAGUUGUGAGAGUGCACCUGAGAGUGAGUCAGUUGUGAGAGUGCACCUGAGAGUGUGUCAGUUGUGAGAGUGCACCUGAGAGUGAGUCAGUUGUGAGUUGCUGCUACACAGAGUGCACCUGAGAGUGUGUCAGUGGUGAGAGUGCACCUGAGAGAGUGUCAGUUGUGAGUUGGUGCUACACAGAGGGUCCUUUAGUCAGCCCCGCCCUCACAGGAGCCAGGGUCCCUCCCGAAGGUUCCCCAGGAGAGAUCCUGCCUAUCAGCUCCCUAUCCUGCGCACCUGGUUUGUUUGGAAUUACAUCCUUUCCCUCAGACUCCAUCAGAAACUCAAUGAAUCUAGAAGAGAACACUGUUACACUGUCUCACACAAAGAACUCUUUGACCAUUCCAAGGGGAGAGUUUGAAGUUCAUAAAGUGAAAGGAGACACAGGAUCCACCCAGAUAGAAUAAUCUCUUACUUUUGCAAGGUCAUUUUUCAUCUCCAUCUUGCCAGCUCCUCCCAGUCCUUCCAUUGUUAUUGUUUUGAGACAUUUCAUUACUCAAGAUAAUUCUGAGUAUACUUCAGAAAUCUAUCAGAACAAAGGAGCACACUGUCUACAGUCUGGAGCUGUCGUUUCCUAGUAUUCUUAUCAAGUAGCUCGUAAUAUAUGGGCCCAUUAUUUGAUGGACAUUUGGGGGUGUUUCCUAUCCAAUAAAAAUAUUAUUUAUUGCCUGUUUUUAGAAGAUACCACUCUAACAGACAAAGGUAAGAGCUCACUGUUCUUGCUGGUGCGGUACUUGGGGAUUACACAGUGUGUCUACUUGCUCUAUAGACCUGGGAUUCAGUUAGGAUGCCAGUUUGUUUGAGUUACUAAGUAAUUGAUUGGCUUUUGAAAAGCACUGUGGUCGUGAAUGCCAAGAUAAUUUGGCAGUCACCUUAGAGCAGUGCUUCUCAGCCUUCCUAAUGCUGCAUCACUUUAAUACAGUUCUUCAUGUGAUGGUGACCCCCAAACAUAAAAGUAUUUCCUUCCUACUUCAUAACUGUAAUUUUGCUACUGUGAUGAAUUGUAAUGUAAAUAUCAGAUAUGCAGGCUAUCUGAUCCGUGAGCCAUAAAGAGCUCUGCCCUGGAGGCUUGCAGUAAAGUGAGCUCAGGGACCCAAAGAAAGAUGCGAGGGGACGCAGACCAUCCUGAUCUAAAGCACGUGGCGGUCGGAACCCUCUUCGUUACUGCACUACUGCUGUGUUUAUCCCCUUCACCUGAUCGUCUGCCUUUUGUUAUAAACCUUUGUUCCAUGGUACCUGUGGGUUCCCUCCAUUAUUCUGUGGGACAAGAUAGGGUACAGCUCUCUUAAGUACUCAUGCUCAUGGAAACUCCACUCCUGACCUAGGGACAGUCUGUGGCUCAGCAGCCUACAUGAACUCUGUAAAGGCAAUGAGAGAAAAUUUAGGACUGGAAAUCCCAGUGGAAACUGCAGAUUUCGCUCCUUGCCUCACUCCUCAAGCUCCUCCUAUCCACACAUACAAAGGUGCUGUGAGCAUCCAAGCCAGUUCCUUUUAAAGUUUUAAACUUAACUUCCUGUCCUGUCCCAACCUGCCUGUGAUCCACUUGAACCAUGUUUUCUUGAAACUGAAGUUUGCCCUCCCCAGACUCAGGAGCUCAGUACUUUUCUAAAUCCAGAGAAAGCUUUGGAAAAAGAACAAAUAGUUAGAAUUUUCUCACUUCCUGUGCUUGAAGCCUGGAUGCACUGCUGGGUCUGAGUAACAUCUGUCUCACUGCACCUCUCCGGGGAUGCAGGUGGGAACCAUGUGGGUACAUCUCUUGAACACCUACCUAGUAUGUUUGUACAUAUAAGCUACAGUCCUCUAACACUGCAUAUGAUGGGAGGUGUGCUACAUACACAUAGUAUAAUUGAGCUUUUAUUUUGGAUCAACUCAUGUUUUGGAAAACUUCAUGUAAAUGAGGUUAUAAUUGACAACUUCCAUGUGCUGUCUGACGGCCUAAACCCCACUAUUCAAGCCUCUAAAGACUUGGUUGGUGUAGGGAAUGAGAAGCGUUUUACAUGCAAGUCUGUGCUCAUUUAUGGCAGACAGUCUUCUCUUUCUUGUACAAGAGUUUCUGCUACACAAUAUCAAUAUCAGUUCCUGGUUAAUAAUUGAUUGCUUUCAAUACUGUUCUUAGACUGGAAAGCAGUAUUCAUUGGUUAGUUUAUUUGAGAAAAACAUUAAGUCAUCAAUGGUUUAGGCCUCGAUUCUUAAAAAAUCUCUUUUGAAUAAGGGUUUUUAAAUGUUUUAACGUCUCCUAGCCCACCACCCAGCAGAGGUGGUGGUAAGGAAAGGUUAACAGAGCAAAGGGGGCUGUGGUCCUGCUCAGAAAUAGUUCUUUGCAGCAUAUCCAGUCUGUUUUUUAUCAGGAUAUUAGCAGUACAGUUUACACGAAUCAGCAGCAGCAACAGCAGCUCGAUCCACUUGGAAACACCAUUGUUGAAUCAGUAACAAGCGGACUCGGAAACAUCCUUUAUGAAUCAGCAAUUGCAGGUUGAUCUAGAAGAAACUGCAAGACUCUGCCAACUGGCCCAAAUCCGCAGAAGCAGCAAGAAGCUGCCAGAACACCACCACCACAAGUUUUUUGGUGCUUUUUUCCUCUAUAGAGUCAUGACAGAUGGUGACUAACAAAGAAUGGUAAGGUAUACCGAUGCCACCCAGCAUCAUCAGUGAAGAUCAGCACCAGCAAAGCCCAAUGCUGACCAGCAAAGAAUGCAAGGGGGACCAAUGCCAUCCAGUGUUGUCCACUGCCCAUUGGGCUAUAUUUAUAUAUUUUUUAACAUCAUGUGUUCUCUCAAGUAUCUGCUUUAGUAAAACAUCACUUGCCCUUUUUCUAGGUUGCCUCCAGAAAAAAAAGUCUGUCCUCAGCAAAAUAUCUUCCCACAUGUCUUCUUCAGCAAAAGUAUCUUCUCAUAAGACAGUUUCUAGAAAAAUAUCACAUGACACAACUUCGUCUCCCAAGAAACCAGAAAUUUUCACCUCACAUCAGGUCUGAUUUUCAGAGGUUUAGAGAACAGAGAUACAUGGUAGUAAUUUAUAUUAAAAUUUAUGAUUGAAUAUAUAAACUCUGCAUGGGUAUGCACUGGCACAUGCACAUUUUAGCACCAGUAAUUAAGCUUCUAAGGAAAUGUGGAGUGAAUUAGAGCUAUACGGUAACCCACAAAGUGGCAAUUUCUGAACAAUUCAAUAGCAGCCUCUUCCACCUCCCUCUUCUGCCCUGUGCCUCUCUCCCAGGACUUCCAUGCCUCCCUCCGCACAGGAACACUGGACUUUUUGCAGAAAGGUCUUCACAAUUGUCAAGUUGCCUAUUAUGAAUCAGAGUUUAAUACAUUUUUGUUACUCUUCCGUGUCCUCCCUUCCUCUGUUUUUUGUUUCCUGGAUUUGUACUCCUUUUCCCAAAGGGAAUGAACACAAGGUGACUAGACAUGCAUUCUUCCUCCCAGCUGUUUGUCCACUUCAGAAGUUAAAUCUUAGGUGUCAGUUGCUUAGUCACAGUGAGUCUGGUCAUUUUUAAAAUUCAUAAAUUCUUAGAGGUACUUGUUUGCUGUGAUUUUGCAGUCCACUUGAAACAGUUUACAGAGCCUUACUUCUCAAGGUUUGGUGGGGAACCACAGCCCUGGGCAUCACAGGAACUGUUAGAAGUAUAGGGCCCCUGGGCUGCUCUUAAUUCUUUUAAACCUACAUUUCCACAAGAUUUCCAGAACACACUUGUUUGCAGUGUCAGAUGUACUUGUCCAAAGCUGGGGAUGUGACUGACUUUGUAGAGCUUGCCUAGAAUGUUCAAGGCCCGAAUUUGAUCCCUAGUACCAUGUAAAUCAGAAAUGGCAGUACACACGUAGUGCUGAUAAUCCAGCGUUAGGGAAACGGAGGUAUGAAGAUCAGAAAUUCAAGAUUGUUCUCAGCUACAUAGUGAGUUCAGGGUCGCCUGGGCAGCAAUCUGUCUUUAAAAAUAACUAGGUACUAAUGCACAUAGAUCUCUUUCAAUAUGCUCUGCUGGAGCCAGCCCUGAAGACAACGGGCAGUGUUUGAUAAUGUGGCUGUUAAAUCUUAGGAACACACGUGUGUAUAUUUGCUGAACUAUUGAAAUAAUUGUGAAAUCUUGGUUUUGGGAGAAAAAAAAUAAUACCCAUUGGGUCCAUAUUGACAUAAUAGUUGAAAUGGUUGAAAAUGUCAAUUAAUGGAGAAGAGACAGAUUUUUUCCACUGAGAAUUAAUUACCCACUAAUGAAGACAUCUACCUCUAAGAAGUAAAAAUCAAUUUCUUUCCCUCCACACCUCAGUACAGGCUGCAUUUCCUAACCUCCGCCCUAAGAGUGGGAAGAGGGGACAGGUGGGCAAGCCUGGCAAACAUCACCUCUAAGCCAUGCUGGCAAGCAUGUGCCAGCCUACACCCUUGCCAUGACACAACACAAAUGGCAACCAUCUUUGUAGCCUCCUUCUCAAACCUUAAACCCUAGCUUAGCCACAAAACAAUGCACCACCAAAAUCCAAAAGAGACAAAUUCAAAUGGAGAGACUUUCUGACCAGCGGUCUAUGUGCAGGCCAUUAAAAACAAGUCCUUGGGGCUGGAGAGAUGGCUGGAGCACAUGGUGGCUCACAACCAUCUGCAAUGAGAUCUGAUGCCCACUUCUGGUGUGUCUGAAGACAGCUACAGUAUAUUCACAUGUAUAAACUAAAUAAAUAAUUCUUUGAAAAAAAAAAAACCCAAGUCCUUAAUACCAAAAAACACCACAAUAAUAGAGGACAGUGACAGUGGGAAAAUUGCGUGGCAGAUGUACGGAAAUCCUUUGUAAUGUCUUCACAACUUUUUAGUAAAUCUAAAAUUACUCUAACCAAAAAGUUUACCAUGAGAUUAAAUAUAAAAAUAAGAUUAGAUCUAUGCUAUUUAUAAAGGACAACUAAAACUGUAAUUUAAUAAGAGAAAUGAAAUGAAUGUUGUAUGUGUGCAUGUAUUUAAGAAUCUAAGGCAGAAGAAAGUUGAUGAAGCAAUCUCAACAUUAGACAAAAAUAGCAUGAGGCAAAAAGGCAUAAAAAGGGAUUAAGAAGGAAUUACUGGUAAAAGAACAAUUCUCCAAACCAGCAGAGAAAUCAUGAAAAUUUCCGACACUAAGAGCAUUGCUUUAAUUUUCUUAAACGUUAAAGUGUUUAGAAUUAAAGAAAAACUAGAAAAAUGUGUAUUGUUUAUCAUUUUCAACUCACAUUGCUACAAGGCAGAAGAAAAGGGAUGUGUAAUAUUGAAGAAUAGUCUUCAAAAUAGACAAUUCACAAAUAAUCACAUUAUGAUAACUCAAAACUGGCUUCAAUGAAUUUCAGAAAAGGGAAUGUCACCAGAGAUGCUCAGCUUCUAUGGAAAUGCUUAAACUUGUAAAAACUCAAGUAAUACAUUAACAAAAAAAAAAAAAAGUCAUAACAGAAAGUUCCAAAUAUUUAGAUCUGGACAAGAAUGGAAGUACCACAAAGUGAUAAUGUAAGACGGAGUUCAGAUGGCUUUAAAGGGACACAUAUGGCUAUAAAUGAGCAUAUCAAAACUAAAGUGUUAAUAAAAUAUUCACCCAGCUUAAAAAUUUAGUUGAAGAAACAUAGAAUGAACUCAGAAAAAGUUUAAGAGAGAUAAAAGUUUAAUAAAGAAAAAAUAUAUGCUAACAAAAACAAAGUUAAAUACCACAUAGAGCUUACCAAGUAUUAAAACUGCUGUUUUGGGCUAUCAAACAAAGUUAGUGCUCAGUGCUGGGUGUGUGGGAGAUUAAAAUACAAGGAAAUUGCAAUUUGCAUGAGUUCAUUAUUUUCUGGGUUGUGCUAGAAGAUGGAUGAAAGUCAGCAGCAGCAACUGACCCUACAUUAUACUACACAUGUAAUGUCAAAUAGGGUGUUAUCUUUUAAUUUAGGCUUAAUCUAACAUUUCAUAGUUUAUUUUGUUGCCCAGAUGUCUCUGGUUUCAGCCACUGUAAACUCAGGUUUGUUCUUGUCUCUUUAACAUACUUCCAUACUUUUAGUUUGAUUUGUUGCUUUUUCUUUUCUGGCAUUACAAGAUGUUUUCAGCUCACCUAGGUCUAGAAUUAGUAAUCUCCCAAGAAGCCCUGAUUCCUUUUAUUGGCAAAUGAUAUUAGACACCAAAAUCACAAUAGUGUGUACUCAUUGCUACUGAGGUACCACUAAUUCUAGAUGUGCUCUUUAAACAGAGUUAGGAAACCCACAUAAAUAUAUUAACCUAUUUAUAUGCACACAUAAUUUUUCUAUAUCAGUCUGCAUCUGUGUUAAGCUAGCAGGAGACCAUACUGAUUUGAUUCUGGUGCAGUACUGUAUAGCCCAUUCUAUUUUACUUUCUUAUCUGUAGCCUCUCACUUAAGGAGCAAGAAAUCUAGGGUUUAUUAAUUUUAGAUAACAGUUAGUUUCAGUAUGAUGCUUUCAUAUGUAUAUAUGGAAUCAAUAUAGAUGUAGACAUAGACCAUACUCACCUCUAUUACAGACCGAGGUCUUUCUGGCCAACCCUGCAAUUCCUACAGUCUGGUCCUUGCACUUAGAGAAACAGGCUUUCUUUCUCACAGUAGAAGUACAUAGAGGUAGGCAUGCUGUGUAUAUAUCUAGGCUGCUAGAGCCUCUGUCCAAACCUUCUGAGCAUUCAUAAUUGUCAGCAUCUGACUUUAUUUUCAUUUAGCACUUGGGCCUCAAUCAGAAAACAGCCAGCAGAAUGAUAGCUCUUGACUUCAAGAAAGGUUAAAUUGUAUUGCACAUACUUAACACAUGGCCUUCAGGAAUGGAGCUGAACGUUUAGAAUAUCAGUCUUUAUCACGUGUUGUCUGAGGACAGCCAGUAAACCUGGAGUACCAAAUUUAAUUUGGAAAGAGAUAUUAGUUCUGUAUGUUUUUCACAGUAAAUUCAAAGAGUACUUUGAAAAUGACUUGAGCAAACCAGGGGCCAUUUUUGAAAAGCAACUGAUACUAGUUUUUAGAAAAUUGUUAGCUAGGUUGUCUCAGCUACUUGGGAAGGAUCUGGAAUCAAGACCGUGCAUCAUACAGAGUACAUGUACCCUGACAGUUUAAAUGUAGCAAGGCACAGCGAGGUGGGGAAAUACAGAUGUUUUCUCAGUGGUCUCUCCAUACACCAAAGAUUUUCUGGUUAUGAAAAAGACAGACCCAGAGGAGGGCUGUUGUGUUCCCUACAGGCACAACUUUAACCCUGCUGUAGGUGUUGGCUCUCAGCUACACCAGCGCUGAGCAGCUUCACGGCCGUGUGCUCUAGAGUUGAGUUGUGAACACCGACACAGAUCUCACAAGAUUCUCUUGCAAGAUGAUUUGCUUGCUUAUGCCUUGUUUUCUUCCUCUUCCUGGAGCCUUUGCUGAGACAGACUCUCAGUCUGCUUCCUUCACUAUCACCCCUGUCAGCAGUUCUGUAACAGGAUUAAAGGGAUACCACAGUUUCCAAAAAUAGAGGUUCAAGAGGCUUACUGCCCAGCCCAGGGAAAUCAAAAUAUUCAGUUUUAUAUUACUUGGGAUACAGGUUUUCAGUGACCCACUUUGAAACUUUGUGUGUAGAAAUUGAAAAUGGUUACAAAAUCACUUUUGUAUAAACUUCAGUUGGAGUUCAUUGGAACUUUAUCUGAACAGUUUUUUAGAAAGAAUUUCACAAAAAGGUAGAUUAUCUCUUGUCUUCUAAUAACUGGAGGGAUAAAGAACAAAUCAGGCAGGGACUCUAAGUGUUUUUACCAUUUUAAAAGAGGAAAUGUCAUGUUUUAUUGUGACUACUUUGUUCCUACUUGGUUGUAGUUUGAGAUUUAGCCCUGGGUGUUUUGUUGUUGUGGUUCUGUUUGUAAUGCUCCAUCGGCAUUGUGAACAGAGAACUGUGAGAUGCAAAGAGGAUUGAGUCUGAGGGUUGGGUCUGCGUAGUCCUGGACUUGGUAUUAUCUUCCCCUAUUUUCUAGAUGUUUGACACAGGCAGGCCAUGUAAACUUUGCACAAUAGCCUAUCCUUUGAUAUAUAAAGGUACCAUAAUUUGCACUGUUGAUAUGAAAAGAGAUGUUAUGGUGUGGGAGAGCUGGUUCAGUGGUUAAGAGCACUGGCUGCUCUUGCAGAGGCCCUGAGUCUGGUUCUAGAACCCAUGUCAUGCAGCUCAUAACUGCCUGUAACUCCAGCCCUUUCCUGAUCUCUGUGAGCACCCACUUAUACAUGGCAUACACUCAGACAGACGUGUGUACAUACAGAAUAAAUAAAUAAACAAAUAUUCUAGUUAAAAAGUAGAGCUACUAUAUAUGCAAGUUUCAAAUGCAGUGGUGGCUGGCAACUGUCUUUCAUAAUAAUGAUGAAGAUAAUGUGAAGUUUAAAAUGCCAUUAUAAAAAAUUAUUUGUUACAAAAUAAAAUUUAAAAUAAAUACAUGGAUAAAUAAAAUCACUACUCAGACAAAUAUAAAAUGAAUAUGUACAAAGUUGUAUUUAAUUCAUUAGUUAAUAAAGGAACCAGAAAACUUUUUAUGGUCAGUCCAAUGAACACUUGAAAACUCGGGCAUCUGCAGGCAAUGAAACGUAAAUGCUAGGAUAGGAUUUCUGAAUUCGAUGUAAAACAAUUUAAUAUUCAACAGAUUACAACAUUUAUUUUGUUUCUCUGGGCAGAAAUUAUGGCCAUCUCUAUUUCACAGCAGCCUUCAAGUUUGUAAGUAACUUAAUAGUCUAGAACUUUUAAUCAGUACUGGCAAUAAGAUGUUGUGAAUGCAUUUCUCUACUACAACAAGGCUACAGUCUGUAAUGGUCAAGUCAAAUCAGGUCCUCAUUGUGUUUUGAAUAAAGUUUUAUUGAAGACUGUG
Molecule: messenger RNA, 22246 nt
Organism: Mus musculus (house mouse)
Lineage: Eukaryota; Metazoa; Chordata; Mammalia; Rodentia; Muridae
Gene: Thada
Product: thyroid adenoma associated
Exons: 30
Coding region: 194-4435 (1413 amino acids)
Biological process (GO): tRNA nucleoside ribose methylation; tRNA methylation; negative regulation of endoplasmic reticulum calcium ion concentration
Cellular component (GO): endoplasmic reticulum
Molecular function (GO): enzyme regulator activity
Source: RefSeq, a predicted model, not a curated record